Messenger RNA from Setaria italica (foxtail millet), 1859 nucleotides. Its product is annotated as probable WRKY transcription factor 63. The transcript has 3 exons. Gene Ontology annotation, molecular function: DNA-binding transcription factor activity; sequence-specific DNA binding. The record is from RefSeq and is a predicted model, not a curated record. Lineage: Eukaryota; Viridiplantae; Streptophyta; Magnoliopsida; Poales; Poaceae. Bases 657 to 1511 code for a protein of 284 amino acids. Gene Ontology annotation, biological process: regulation of DNA-templated transcription.
AUGACAUGUGCAGUUGUAAUAUUUUUGUGCGGAAGCUUAAAUAUUUUUCUUAUUGGAUUUAUGAUCAAUUUACCGCUGGGAUCACAUUCCAUUGUGCAUUCGUUAUUGUGGAUAUUAAUUACUGGAAAAUAUCACACCCUAGUGUAAAGAGUAUAAUGAAGAAAAUUUAAAAUACAUAAAACAUAAGCAAGAUCUUGGUUAAAUUUAAAGUAAAUCCCAUUUUAUAACGCACUCUAAUAAAAAAAUGUCAACAUUUUUAUUUGACCCGUAUUUGCUAUACGACAAAUCAAUACACAUUGUCAUUACUUGUCCUUACAAAUACAAAAUCAAUGAAGGGCAACAUUGCCAUUUGAUCUAUUUUUUAUUGUUGUGUCGUGUCUCAAACAACUAAUAUUUUUGUCAACGGAAGGGGAGGAGUAAUCGAUCUAUUAAGCUAUACGACAUGGCGACUAGAUCUGAGCUACUAAGCAGAACAAUUAGAAACUGCGCGUUACCAGAUUAAUCGCUGCCAGGCCAGCUCUGUUUCUCUCUAUAUAUGCUAGUCUAGCAGCUGGCUCCUUUUCCCAGGACACCGCAUCCGAAAUUGGCAAAGGCACAAAGAGAUCACUCAGAUCCUAUCAUAUAGUCCUUCCAGAGAGUGAGGGGAGGGGAAGCAUAUGGAAAGGGUGAGCGCUCCUGGUUUUGCAGCGUCAGAGAUUCUUGCCAAGGGAAGGGAGUCAGCUGCCCGUCUGCACGCUAUGCUAGACCAGCAGCAGCUGCCGGAGAUCAGCACGAUGCCCCAUGAGCUUCAGGACCUUGUCGAGCAGAUCCUACAUUGCUGCGACCGAGCCCUCGCCGCGCUGAAUGGGAGCAUGGGCAAGAAGCGCAAGCCAGAGCGCGGUGGCCCAGCUGAUCUGCCUUCUACAACGAGGUCCAAAAGGCUGAGGGUCAGCGGUGGCGAGAGAGGAAUACGAGUGGAGAAGAAAUGGACAAUGGAGGACGGCUUCGCCUGGAGGAAGUACGGGCAAAAGAACAUCCACGGCAGCAAGCACCCGAGGCUCUACUUCCGCUGCAGCUACAACGAUGACAACGGCUGCAGGGCCAGGCGGCAGGUGCAGCAGUCGGAGGCCGACCCUUCCGUCUAUAUCAUAACCUACUUUGAUGAACACACCUGCUGCAUGGGCACCUCACUCAUGGGCAACGACGAAAAGGUAGAGAAGUUCGUCAUCAACUUUGGUUCUGCAGGCGUCAUGGAUGGGGAACUAAAUGGUUCACCCUCGUCGACUUGCGACGAUGACGGCCUGGUGGUGUGUGAGAAACCGGAUUUGUGUAAUUCACCGGAGGAGCUGCAAGCAGCCAUGGACCAUGAGGCUGCUGAGCUUCUCGAGCAGUCAACCCCGGUGCUGGAAGAGCUGGGUAUGAGCUCGCCAUGGUGGCAGCCUCUAGGCGGGUGCCUAGAGUGGGAGGUUGGCCAGUGCGAAAACUUAUUUUAUAUUGGCGAAUCCAUUGACAUCGACAGUCUACUUCAGUAAAUAGAACCUGUGGUGCUUGCAAAAAUCUGUUGCGUUGUCUGACAUAAGGCUUCUUAAACUAAAGAGGGGCCUAUUUUGAAGUGAAAGAUGGAAUAAGAUGGCGUCCAGUAUGCCUGAUUCUACCAAUGAAGUCCAAACAAAGCUACGAAUAUUUAUUAAAAGUUGAUGUCGCAGAUAAUUUGUUGUGUAUGAACUAAUUGAUGUACUAUUCGGUAUAGCCUAGAUUUUUGUCCAAAAAUAUCUGUAGAUUCUCGAGAUCUUGUAUGACGACAGCAUGGAGUAUGACUACUAACAUUAUUAUUUUAUACCACAGUUCAAAUGUAAUUCGACACUCUUUUGUUGUUUCUA